Messenger RNA from Hermetia illucens (black soldier fly), 934 nucleotides. RefSeq lists its product as uncharacterized. The record is from RefSeq and is a predicted model, not a curated record. Lineage: Eukaryota; Metazoa; Arthropoda; Insecta; Diptera; Stratiomyidae. The transcript is spliced from 5 exons. Bases 293 to 901 code for a protein of 202 amino acids.
AUUCGUUUCAUACUUUUAGUCAUCCCAGUUAAGUCAGAGUGUUAGCUACUGGCAGUAGAUACAGACGACCAGACAGGUUACCUACAAACGCAAGUCAGUGAUUCGUUGGUUAGCAUCUAUUGAGUGUGCCUUUCGGUAUUUCCGCGGAGUUCAAACGUAUCGACCAAACUGGAAUACUAAUAACUCUUAUUAAGCAAAAAUCCAGAUAUUCGUAGAUUAUUGCUUCUGCCUGUGUUGUAUCUUUUGUGAGAUAGAUUCAGUAGUGCGAAGUUUCAGAGUUUUCGACAUAACCAUGUUGCGCACAAUUUUAAUAGCAGUUUUGAUGGUCCAAGUAACUUUGUGCUUUCCGCAGGGUACAAGCGAUCAAAAGGAUCAAAAGGAAGGUCCAGCAGACUCAACUGUUCAAUACCGCAAGGAAGUCCAUAUAACAAAUUCAGGGGACAGUAGACAAUUUUUUGAUGCUAUUUUCCAGAUUCCAAUCGCCACUCUACAAGCUGUCAAUGGUUUAGUUAACCAGGCAGCUGCGAACAAGCCAGUCUACACAAAGACCAUAGUCACAACCAACCCGCAACAACAGGAUUCUGUAGAAGCUGCACCAAUCCACUAUAACAAAAAAGUGUACGUAACCAACUCAGUAAUUGAGGAUCCAAAACAAACGACCGAAGAAACAUCCACCGUUAAAUACCGCAAGGAAUUCCGUGUGAGAAAUACAGCAAAUGGAAAUGCCUACCGAAAAGGAUUGUUUGACGCUAUUUUCCAGAUUCCAAUCUCUACCUUAACAGCAGUGAAUAACUUGGUCAAUCAGGCAGCAGGUUCCAAUGGAAUCCGAAAGGAGAUCCGAAUUAGUCAAGUUAAUAAAAGUGAAACGACGAGAAAUAGUGCACAAAAGGAAGUAAUGUGAUUUGAGAAAUAAAAUAAUCCCCAGUGAUAAUAA